Molecule: messenger RNA, 3185 nt
Organism: Sapajus apella (tufted capuchin)
Lineage: Eukaryota; Metazoa; Chordata; Mammalia; Primates; Cebidae
Gene: ZNF841
Product: zinc finger protein 841
Exons: 6
Coding region: 376-3147 (923 amino acids)
Biological process (GO): negative regulation of transcription by RNA polymerase II
Molecular function (GO): DNA-binding transcription repressor activity, RNA polymerase II-specific; RNA polymerase II cis-regulatory region sequence-specific DNA binding
Source: RefSeq, a predicted model, not a curated record
CCAGUUUCCGGCACACCCGGAAGCAGAUCGCGCUGGGAGGAGGCCACGUCGCUGUGCCUGUGUUUUUGUCUACCUGGAUUAAACGUGUGGUUUGCUCCGUGAACCCGGAUUAAAUGUUUACUUUGUUCCAUCUACCUGGAUUAAACAUGCGCUUCGCAGUCCAUUCUCCAUACCUGUGACCUCGGGAUCGCUACGGACCUUAAAAUACCCGCUACGGCCCCUUCGUCCCAAUGGUCCUUACACCAGAUUCAUUUAUCUUGAAACGGCGGGCAGCUGCAGUUACACACCUCAAUCCAUGAUUUGACUUUUAAAGAAUUAAUUAUAUUGACUGAGAGAGAAGCCCAGAAGAGGAAUAAAAAAGAAAAGGAGUCAGGGAUGGCUCUUACUCAGGGAUCUUUGACAUUCAAGGAUGUGGCCAUAGAGUUUUCUCAGGAGGAGUGGAAAUGCCUGGAUCCUCUUCAGAAAGCUUUGUACAGGGACGUGAUGUUGGAGAACUACAGGAACCUGGGAUUCCUGGCAGGACUCUGUCUUCCUGACCUGAAUAUUAUCUCCAUGUUGGAGCAGGGAAAAGAGCCCUGGACUGUGGUGAGCCAAGUGAAAAUAACAAGGAACCCAAAUUGGGGGGAAUGCAUGAAAGAUGUGAUCACAGGUAUCUCUCCUAAAUGUGUGAUCAAGGAAUUACCACCAAUACAGAACAGUAAUACAAGAGAAAAAUUCCAAAUGGUGAUGUUGGAAGGACAUGAAAGCUGUGACACUGAAAAUUUUUACUUCAGGGAAAUCCAGAAAAAUCUACAGGACCUUGGCUUUCAACAGAAAGAUGGUGAAAUAAAUUAUAAAGAAGUGCCGAUGACCCGUAAAAACAACCUUACUGGUAAAAGACUUCAACAUAGUCAAGGGGAUGUAGAAAACAAGCAUAUUGAAAAUCAGCUUAUAUUAAGCUUUCAGUCACAUCUGGCUGAACUGCAGAAAUUUCAAACUGCAGGGAAAAUUUAUGAAUGUAAUCAAAUUGAGAGGACAGUUAAUAAUGGUUUUUUAGUUUCACCACUUGAAAGGAUUUUUCCUAGUGUCCAAACCAACAUUUCUAGAAAAUAUGGGAAUGAUUUUUUGCAACUUUCAUUACCUACACAAGACAAGAAAACACAUAUUAGGGGAAAACCUUACAUAGGUAAUGAGUGUGGCAAAGCCUUUAGAGUGUCUUCAAGUCUUAUUAAUCAUCAGAUUACUACAGAGAAAUCUUACAGAUGCAAUGAGUCUGGCAAAGCCUUUAAUCGGGGCUCACUACUAACUGUACAUCAGGUAGUCCAUUCAAAAGGGAAACCAUAUCAAUGUGAUGUGUGUGGCAAGAUCUUCAGGCAAAAUUCAGAUCUUGUAAAUCACCAGAGAAGUCACACCGGAGACAAACCCUACAUAUGUAAUCAAUGUGGCAAGUCCUUUAGUAAAAGUUCCCACCUUUCAGUUCAUCAGAGAAUUCAUACUGGAGAGAAACCUUAUAAAUGUAAUCAGUGUGGGAAGUGCUUUAGUCAAAGUUCCUCUCUUGCAACUCAUCAGACAGUUCAUACUGGAGACAAACCCUACAAAUGUAAUGAGUGUGGCAAAACCUUUAAACGGAACUCAAGCCUCACUACACAUCAUAUAAUCCAUGCAGAAAAGAAACCAUAUACAUGUGACGUAUGUGGCAAGGUUUUUUAUCAAAGUUCACAACUUGUAAGGCACCAGAUAAUUCAUACUGGAGAGACACCUUACAAAUGUAAUGAAUGUGGCAAGGUCUUCUUUCAACGUUCACGUCUUGCAGGGCAUCGGAGAGUUCAUACUGGAGAGAAACCUUACAAAUGCAAUGAAUGUGGCAAGGUCUUCAGUCAACAUUCACAUCUUGCAGUGCAUCAGAGAAUUCAUACUGGAGAGAAACCUUACAAAUGUAAUGAAUGUGGCAAAGCCUUUAAUUGGGGCUCAUUACUCACUAUACAUCAGAGAAUUCAUACAGGAGAGAAACCUUACAAAUGUAAUGUGUGUGGCAAGGUCUUUAAUUAUGGUGGAUACCUUUCAGUUCAUAUGAGAUGUCAUACUGGAGAGAAACCUCUCCGUUGUAAUAAAUGUGGCAUGGUCUUCACUUACUAUUCAUGCCUAGCACGUCAUCAGAGAAUGCAUACCGGCGAGAAACCUUACAAAUGUAAUGUAUGUGGCAAGGUCUUCAUUGACAGUGGAAACCUUUCAAUUCAUAGGCGAAGUCAUACUGGAGAGAAACCUUUCCAGUGUAAUGAAUGUGGCAAGGUCUUCAGUUAUUAUUCAUGCCUAGCACGUCAUCGGAAAAUUCAUACUGGAGAGAAACCUUACAAAUGUAAUGAUUGUGGCAAAGCCUAUACUCAGCGUUCAAGCCUCACUAAACAUCUGGUAAUUCAUACUGGAGAGAAACCUUACCAUUGUAAUGAGUUUGGCGAGGCUUUUAUCCAAAGUUCAAAACUUGCAAGAUAUCACAGAAAUCCUGCUGGGGAGAAACCACACAGAUGUAGUGAAUGUGGUAGAACUUUUAGUCAUAAAACAAGUCUGGUGUACCAUCAGAGAAGACAUACUGGAGAGAUGCCAUAUAAAUGUAUUGAAUGUGGGAAAGUCUUUAAUUCCACUACAACCCUUGCAAGGCAUCGGAGAAUUCAUACUGGAGAGAAACCUUACAAAUGUAAUGAAUGUGGCAAAGUCUUCCGUUAUCGCUCAGGCUUAGCCCGUCAUUGGAGUAUUCAUACUGGAGAGAAACCUUACAAAUGUAAUGAGUGUGGCAAAGCCUUUAGAGUGCGCUCAAUUCUGCUUAAUCAUCAGAUGAUGCAUACUGGAGAGAAACCUUAUAAAUGUAAUGAAUGUGGUAAAGCUUUUAUCGAAAAGUCAAACUUGGUUUACCACCAGAGAAAUCAUACUGGAGAGAAGCCAUACAAAUGUAUUGAAUGUGGCAAGGCAUUUGGGCGGCGGUCUUGCCUCACUAAACACCAACGACUUCAUUCUGGUGAUAAACCUUAUAAAUGUAAUGAGUGUAGUAAAUCUUACAUUAGUCGCUCAGGCCUCACUAAACAUCAGAUAAAACAUACUGGAGAGAACCUUAGAACUAAACUGAAUGUGGAAAGGCCUUUAGACAUUGUCCUAACUUCUGAGAUCACCAAAUAAUUUAUACUUACUGAUAUAGCUUGUAUAUUUGUCCCUUC